CGGCGAGUCAUUUCUUUCUAGCCUCACGUCUCGCAGCGUUCUUUGCUCGGGCCCGGGCUCCCGUGCAACAACAUCAAGCUCAGAUGGGCCACUGAGCUUCAAUCUUAACAUUUAAUUAUCAUCCUCGACCGUAAUUGCUGGAGAUGAUCAUCAAUGGAACACUGUUAUCCUCCCGAGAUCUGAAACAGGAAGAGGUGCUCGAAUACUAUAUAAUCCAUAUUGUCACCGCCGACAUCUUCAAUGGCAGUACCUAUAGCCGACCGAGUUUUCAUAUCUAUUCUGCUUCGGAUGUUUUUAUAUGGAAUGUAUACCUGCCUCUUCCUAGAAGUAUCAUAUCUGUUAAUAUUCCGGAGGAAGAAACCUAAGGUUGUCAUUAUAAUGAUAAUCUUGAACACCAUCAUGUGGUCCGUCGUAACUACUAAUGUCGCCUUGAAUAUGAACAUCAACGGCGUGAGAUUUCUCCGACAAAACGGCACCGGAAACACUGCAGUUUUUGACAACUAUGCCACGCCCAAGUUAUACUUGCAGUUAGCAUUAGAAGGCAUAAACAUUAUAAUCGGGGACGGUGUGGUAAUAUGGAGAGCGUGGCUUUUGUGGAACCAAAAACGAUGGAUCCUUGUUGUGUCUUCGUUCUUGCUUCUGAGCACAGGUGUGACAAUCGCCAAUGGGACAUAUGCAUUGAGCAUCUCCCCCAUAACACUGAAUAACCUGUUCGACGACCCAAGGCUAUCUGCUUGGGGAAUCGCUGCUAUGAUGCUGACGACAAUCACCAAUCUCUUCGCCACAUCCUUGAUCGUCUAUCGUGCAUGGAUUCAUCACCGAUUACUUCGCUCCGUGUCCGGUGAAUCUGUCGUAUCUCAGUUUUGCAAACAGAAUGGCGUUCUCGCACACUUGAUCGAGUCUCGCGUGUUUUAUUGUGGCACAUGGUUUGUUACAAUCAUUAUUUUUGUCGCUACAAACAACAGAAUACGCCUUAUGUUGGAUGUCCUGUCUCAGCUUACGGCUAUCUAUCCCACUUUAAUUAUCGUCCUUGUAUCCUUGAAAUCUACGCUUGACGUAGCCACAGAAACUUUUGAGCAGACAUGCUGGCAGCCGGAGUCCGUUCCGAGCUCGAGACCUCCAUCGGUCCACGCCCACACCCCAUACCUUGGCCAAGAAACCCACCUCGCUCCCGCGCGUCCACGUCGAAGCUGGCACUGAGUUCCCGCCUCCUGCCACGGUGCGCAAGAGAUUGAGGUGCACCCUCAGCGAUCAUCUUCCCCGCAAGUGCCAGAAACUGCCCAGCACCCCGCUCGUCAAAGCCGAAUCCCCGCCACCCUUCUGCAAGAGGUUGGGUGUCAGUCUUUUUGAGCGUAGUCCUCGGAAGAGGAAGCAUAGCGAAUAUCGAGCGCUGAUCUGUUUCGUUACAAGAC
This is a messenger RNA of Desarmillaria tabescens, 1412 nucleotides long. RefSeq lists its product as uncharacterized. The transcript has 9 exons. Bases 241 to 1200 code for a protein of 319 amino acids. The record is from RefSeq and is a predicted model, not a curated record. Lineage: Eukaryota; Fungi; Basidiomycota; Agaricomycetes; Agaricales; Physalacriaceae.